UCAAGCAACCUCGCGAGAUUUUUUUUAGCAACGGGAAUUUCAAAGGAUCCUGCCGCAGGUUGUGUAGUCGACCUAAAAUAAAGAUAACUUUAGACGACUUAAGCCACAAAGUAUAUUUGUCUUUUAUUUUUCUGACGUCUGAUUUAUAAAGAUGUCAGAUGAUAUGAUGAAACAGCUGGCCAGCUAUAAGGCCCAGCUGCAGCAGGUUGAAGCGGCUCUGUCAACAGAUCCUGAGAACGAGGACCUGCUUAAACUACAGAAAGACUUACAGGAAGUCCUUGAAUUAACCAAGGACCUCCUGUCGAGUCAGCCAACUGUGGCCCCCACUAGUUCUGAAAGCUCAGCCACGACCUCCCAGAGCCAUUCAUGGAAAGCAGGGGACAGCUGCAUGGCUGUUUGGAACGUGGAUGGACAGUUGUACAAGGCCGAGAUCGAGGAGAUAGACGAGGAGAACGGCACGGCGGCCAUCACGUUCCUGGGCUACGGAAACGCGGAGGUCGUCCCGCUGCACGGCCUCAAGCCCGCCGAGCAGGGCGCCGCAUCGGAGGAGUCCAAAUCCAGGAGGGAGCAGAUAGCGGAGCAGAGGGAGUACAAGAAGAAGAAGGCCCAGAAGAAGGUCCAGCGGAUGAAGGAGCUGGAGCAGGAGAGGGAGGUGCAGAAGUGCAAGUGGCAGCAGUUCAACAACAAGGCCUACUCCAAGAACAAAAAAGGACAGGUGAAGAAGAGCAUAUUCGCCUCGCCCGAGAGCGUGAACGGCAAGGUCGGGGUGGGGACGUGCGGAAUAGCCGACAAGCCGAUGACCCAGUACCAGGACUCGUCCAAAUACAACGUGCGGCACCUCAUGCCGCAGUGAGCGGGACAGACGGACGGGCGGGCGCAGCGCCACGGGCCGCGUGCGGCGCUGCCACGGAAACGCGCCCGGCCCAAGCCUGCGGGUCGAUUUAACCUGAAUGGAAUUCCGCUGGGACGCCAGAACCACUGCAGUCUGAUCUCAGAUCAGUGUUUUUAAGGGAAGCUUCCAUGCCCCCUACAGGGUCAAGGUUAAAGCAAUGCGCAGACACACACACAUACAUAUUUAAUUUUUUUCCCCUCCAUAGUAUUGGGACUGCCUUGGUGACCUCAUUAAAAAAAAAAAAAAUUGUUGCCCCAAUAAGCACCUCUAUUCUAGCAGUGCAGUUUCCCCGACCACAUGUUAACUUGAUCCGCGUGCUGGUUGAAAUUCAACCUGCAGAACUGGUCUCUGAAGAGGAGCACACAAAAAAACGAAAAGCGGUGGCCAUUUCUGGAGAAGAGGAUGAGACUGGAAUAGAGAUGCAUGGAGGUUUUAGUUGUUUUGUUUUUUUUGUUCCCAUUUGAUUUAUGUGUGUAGUACUGUAGUGAAGGUUGGCCUAAAAAAGCAGUAGUCUCUUGUAGUCUCAAACUAAAUAUUUAGUUUAAGGAGGAUAUUUUAUGUUGUAGAAACUGGAAUGUCAAUUUUGUAGGACAUGUUUUUCAUUAUUUUCCUUUUUGUUUCUGUACAAAGUAAAAUGCAAUGAGACUUGUUCAAGUCAACAAAUAUUAAUAGUAUUCAUAUUUUCGGAGGACUGUGCUUUUUACUAAAUUAUGCCAGGUCUUCAGUUUUGUACAUUUACCUUUUAUGAAAUAAAUGUAAAAAUGCAUCUGUUUUUCUACAUAAAAUGAAUACAUUGCAAUAAUUCAGUGCAUCAGCAUAAUGGGAUUUGUAGUCUACAUACAUUAUCUCAUAGGAAACAAAUGUAGUUUCUGUCUGCAACUUCAUAAAACCAGUCUGUGACUGGCUUCACGGCAUUAACCGAACAGUUAAGCAUAUGGCAUAAGCAUUUCAGGCAAGAAUAGUGCACCAAAUGCAAGAGCUAUGGCUGUAAAUGCCUUAAUACACUGUUAUUACCCUUAUUACACCUGGUCUCAGUUCAGACCUACCCCAGUGUACAUGAAUCUAAUUUUGUGAGAGAAUUGUGAGAGUGUAUGCACCACUAGGUGGCGGCAUUCUCUCCACCAGACAUUGGGGACUCUUAAGGGGAUAGUUCACUUUCUGGUAUUUUUUCAAAAUAUUCCAGAUUUAUUGUUUGUUUAUGAUCGGUUACGUUUGUCUGGAUAUUUACAUAUUUCAGUUUCUGAUGAACUGCCACUUUACAGUGGCAAGUAUAGGAAAUUCAGGGGUUUUACAGUAACCCCCAGGGGUUUUAUGUAUAUGUAUUACCCAGUUAUUAAAAAAAUGAUGGGUAAUAUUUCCAGUUGGAGCUACGUCCUAUAGUACAUGCAACCUGAGGCUGCUGUACUCAAGGAAAUAAGUACAGCACAAUAUUUAAAAAAAGGACUUUACUAUAAAAAUAAUCUGUUCAUAUGUACAGCCUCAUAAACAUAAAAUCACUGUACAAAAACCCUAAUGUCAUUCCGUGGAAUAUUUGGGUGCUCCUGUGGAAAUUUUCAUAAAACAUGGCGUUAUGCACAUUUGUAUAACAUUGUCAACACAAUUUUACUGUAUAUACAGUUUAGUUUUGUGGUUUAACACCUUUAUUCGUAAAAUAAAGGAAGACUUCCAUGCAAUUAUCAUUUUUGAUCAGAAUCCAUUUAGGGUGAUUUUAUGCUGAGACAACACUGGUGUGCACAAAAUGGAAAAAUAUUAUUUCCUAUGUCAGUUGCAUCGUGAUACUUGUCUGGUCAUAUUUUAAAAUCUAAUUUCACACUCAUUUCUAGAGUGGACUGGCACCAUUACCCAGUGAGUAAUGAUAGAAGGUUAAGUAUUUGUGACCCAAAAAUGGGGGCUUGUGUGCUAUUAAACCCCUAAUUUUGUGGGGUUUACUACAAGAAAGGAUUGCCUAUUGAUUGGUUCAUGUACCUGAAUGACAAUACAUGCUAGUUCCUCCCAUUAUGUGUGAUGAGUUUCAUAAACUUGCUUCUUGACAGACAUGAUCAGUGUAAGUAACGCUACUUUCCGUUUUGACACCAACAAUUUUCCGUGCUGUAGUUCAAAUGUAACUAAACUGCCUGUUUUGGAAUGAUCAUGACAGAAUUAUAGUUUCUCCAAAUAUGCAUAUGCAAUGCAUUUUACGUGUGGGGCGAACAUGGUGAAACCGAUAUAACCAGUGGUUCUGGAAGCUUCCAUGAAUUCAGCAAUGCUUCUACAUAAACGAAGGGUUCGUGAGUUAAGUUUUUUUGCCGUUUGGUGUCUUGGUGUUUUGUUAAGCGCUACCAUUUCAACUUAUAGGCUAAACCAGGAUGUGUGUUUACAAAGGACUGCCACAAGCUCUGCAGGAAGUCGGGUGGAAAAGCUUUAUUCGUCGACCCAUUCUCCCUUGCCAGUGUCUUUUAAAACCAAUAUCUACACGAAAUAAUAACGUCGCCGGUCCUCCGCAAUCGCACGGCACGAUGGGCCCCAGGACACAGACCGAACACAUCGAUGUGGAAUUGGAAACACUGCUUCUUAAAUGUGGAUCUUUUCAUAGUGCACUUAUACGAGAGAAAGAAAAAAAAAAA
Anguilla anguilla (European eel) is the source of this 3495-nucleotide messenger RNA. RefSeq names its product survival of motor neuron-related-splicing factor 30-like. Gene Ontology annotation, molecular function: RNA binding. The coding region runs from base 152 to 853 and encodes 233 amino acids. The record is from RefSeq and is a predicted model, not a curated record. Gene Ontology annotation, biological process: regulation of alternative mRNA splicing, via spliceosome; mRNA processing. The transcript has 6 exons. NCBI's taxonomy places the organism in Eukaryota, Metazoa, Chordata, Actinopteri, Anguilliformes, Anguillidae. Gene Ontology annotation, cellular component: cytoplasm; nucleus; precatalytic spliceosome.